Messenger RNA from Pogona vitticeps (central bearded dragon), 2305 nucleotides. The record is from RefSeq and is a predicted model, not a curated record. Lineage: Eukaryota; Metazoa; Chordata; Lepidosauria; Squamata; Agamidae.
GGGUUUCGGCUCACAGACAUCCCAAGCCCGGAGAAAGCAAGCGGGAAUCAAAUCCAAUCCGAAAGAAACCUGCCCUCUUGUAAUGGCAGAAGGGCAGAGCGACGCGUCCCGGGCCCACCCUGGAAGGAAGGAAAUGUCCGUCUGGGUGCAUGGCGUUUUGUGGGAGAGAGACACAAGCCUCCCCCCCCCCUUUAAUUUAAUGAAAGCGUCUCCAGGGUAAAAACAUAACAGAGUCCGAGGGAUGUCCGCAGGCACGGGACCCCCGAAGCCCCUCAUCGCGGUCUGCCAGGUGACGUCCACCCCGGACAAAGAGUGCAACUGGGCCUCCUGCUCGCAGCUCGUCCGGGAGGCAGCCCGGCGAGGCGCCUGCACCGUCUUCCUGCCCGAGGCCUUUGAUUUUGUCGGCCGAAACGUGGAGGAGACCCUGAAGCUUGCCGAGACUGUGGAUGGGGACCAGAUCCAGCGUUACGCCAGCCUCGCCAGGGAAUGUCGCCUCUGGCUAUCCCUCGGAGGGUUCCAUGAGCGAGGGAGUGAUUGGGAGACCACCGGACGGAUCUACAACGCCCACCUUCUCCUGGACCCCCAAGGAACCCUCGUGGCCGCCUAUCGGAAGACGCACCUCUUUGACGUGGAGUUGGAGGGCCGCGUCUCCCUGAAGGAGAGCGCCUUCACGAAUCCGGGCCCCGAAAUUGUGCCGCCUGUCGACACUCCGGCUGGAAAAGUUGGCCUUGGCAUCUGCUAUGACCUCCGCUUCCCGGAGAUGUCCCUCACUUUGGCCCAGGAAGGAGCCGAGCUGCUUACCUACCCGUCGGCCUUCACCGUCGCCACAGGGACCGCCCACUGGGAGGUGCUGCUCCGAGCCCGGGCCAUCGAAACCCAGUGCUACGUGGUCGCCGCGGCUCAGACGGGCCAGCACCACGAGCGGCGCGCCUCCUACGGCCACGCCAUGGUGGUGGACCCCUGGGGCACCGUCAUCGCCCAGUGCCAGGAAGGGCCGGGCAUCUGCUAUGCUGAGGUCGACCGGGCCUACCUCCGCCACCUCCGGGAGGAGAUGCCCGUAUUUGCUCACCGCCGGCCGGAUCUCUAUGGCCGGGUGGGGGGCCGGCAGACCCACCUCCCCCAGUGACGUCUUCUGCCUGCCUCACCAAGGGGGUCUUGGGGGACUUCUGGCCCGUCUGCCCCCUUCUGGAUUCGCCUUUGCCGGGCUGAAUGAGGGGCCCCAGGAGAGCCACAAACGGAACUGGAGGAAUUAUAAAGUAUGAAGGCCGGAGAGGUGCCCUCCCCAUUCUCUCUCUGUCCCAGGAAAUCGGCUGUCCGGGCGCAAGUCUCGCCCCAGAGGGGCAAACCGGCCAUCCGGAUGUGGGGAAUUAUGCGGGGUCCAUGUGGCCUGAAGGCUGGGCUUUCUGGGAACCCCCCCUGGCUCUCUCUCCUAGACUACCUGGUGAUUUCCCCUCCCACUAAAAAAAAUUAAAAAUCAAUGCAAAUAAAAACGUAUAUGUCUGAACGCUUCUGUUUACUGCAUGCUUGUGGUAGCGUCCAGUUUUACUGUAUUUUCGAAAUCAGAACUGAGCUUCCACGUAAUUCUGCUUUGGAAAAAUUACAGAAGGAUGGCUUUUUAAGGGGCCAGGCCCGCCCACAGCAGGUCCCCGGAAGGCAGCUUCCACAUUUCUGAAAAGUUUGUGUUCCUUUAUCCUCCUGUACUUUAUUUCAGUAUUUUUCCCCCCUCCAUGUUUUGGGGUUGGUAUUUGUUCUGGACGUCGUACUGUAUUCCCCUCUGGUCUAGCAGCCAGGUUUCCCUGCUUUUCACCCAGGUGGGCCCAAGUUCGAUUCGCUUUAUGCUGGAAAGCUAGCUCUCGAGGGUUGAGGUCUUCGGCCGUAGAGCCCAGGGGGUUGGGAGUCCGAAUCCCCACUUGUUCCUCCUUGACAGGCAGGGGCUUGACUUGAUGAUCGAGAGGGUCCCUUCCAGCUCUGCAGUUCUAAGAUUAUUUUCUACGGGCGUCUGUGAAUGUCAGGCACUCGGCAAGCAAGCCGUUUUGGUAUACCUCUGAUUAAUGAAAUAAAUCUUUAAGAGCCACAUGGCUGCAUUCUGGGGCCAGUCUGGAGGUCUCUUUGUGUUAGCACAGCCACAUACCAAGCCCAAGUCAUUUAAGCACGACUGUUAAAAGAUUACACACACACGCACACAGAGGUGAGUUAAGGACCGACCGCUGCCCUCCCUAGAACAGGAGUACCAGUAAAAGGCAGAUGGUUUUUUUUAUUCUUAAUUGUUUUGAGGGGGGAAAAAACAAAGCUACACUGGGUGUUC